CAAAUGCUACUGUCAAGUCCUGUAUCUGUGAUUGAAUGUUGCACAAAGUGAUGCAGCUCCUGGAAAAAAUAUUCAUUUUUUAAAUCGUUUGUGCUUUUUGUUUUGAAAUGUUUCCACAUUAAUUUUAAAUGUAUAAUACACAAUGAAUGAAUGUUAUGGUCGUUGAACAACUUAACCAUCGAUAGAUAUUGUCAAUUCACUGUUAAACAAACGAUAAAUAUUUUGUCAAUUUUCCACGAAUUCUGGAGCCUAGUACGCAAUUCGUUUUGAAAGGACCGUGCAAGGUUAUUGAAGAAAUAUCAUUGAAAUUAUGGCUGCUGAUGUUGGAACAAAUAAUUUGGCCUUAGAAUAUCGAAAAAUAACCGCAGAGGAACAACAGCAAGAAUUUUGCAGUUAUCUUGGAUUCCAGUCGGAAACUAUCAUCUGGGAUGAAUAUGAUCCGGAAACCGAUCCAGACAGCCAGAGUCUUUUGUUGAAGAAAAUCAAUUUAAUUUUUGGAGAUGAAGUAGACGACGCAAUUGUAAGUGGCGAAAACAGUGCCGCAACUACACCGGACAGUGAGACUAGUUCUACCACUGGCGAAAAUAGUUCAACUGAUGCCGAUGUAAAAGCUGCUAGAAAAAAGGCGGCCAGAAACGAACGAUUUAAGAAAAUGAAGGAGAAACUGGCGGAUGCUAUUUGGAACCAAAAAAAGUACAACAAGGACACAUUGCUUAUGUCGCCGAUAUUUGUUGCAUUAGUAACAGACUAUGAGCAGUACCAGAAAGAUUUGAGCUGGUGUAAGUACUCGCUAGAAUACUCCCUACAUCCCGUUUUUCGGAUCAUGAAAUGUCGCAAAAACGGGGAAUCACACGGUUGCUGCAUGAUAUUCGUCGACGAACAUGCGAGAGUGUAUCAAAACUGGGAAGAGUUUAAAACGAACAACGACUAUACUGCUGGCUACAUAGUCGCACCAUCACUCGGUGUUUACAAUACGAAUGGUGACAUAGAUUCGGAUAAUUUCAAUCGCGUCCAGUUGGAAGUGUUUCCAUCCAGCUGUGUCACAACAGCCAGUAAAUUGGCUGCCACUGCAGAUACUGUGUCAACAGUUGGAGGUCUUGCAGCAACCGGUAUUACUAUAGCGUCCGUAGCGGCCGUUCCAAUGCUUCCAAUUGUCGCUACCGGUGCAUUAAUAACAGGAUUGGGCUGUGCAGCGUAUUCUGUCGGAAGGAGCACAUUCAAAUUGGUGGACCGGUCCAAACACGAACAAACUAUUAACGUAGCCGACAACGAAGCCAGAUCGCACUGGUUUGGAUUAGUGGCCGGUGCUGUAGGAUUAAGUGCUGGCGCUGCGACAAAGGGAUUAGCAUCAGCCGCCAGCAGAGGUUCGAACAUAUCAAAGGUGGUUACUGGUUCGGUUAAUAUGUUAAACGGUGCUGCGAUUCUAAUGAAUGGCGUUGGUACUUUGAACGGAGUCUACGCUAUUUUUUUGAAGAAAAAAGACGGCGAAGACAUCACCAUGUUGGAAAUCGUACAACUGAGCUCCUCUCUUUUCAUAUUCACUCAUUCGGUGUACAAUUUCCAAACAGCGAACAACAUUGUUAAGUCAGCACAAAAAUCCACCAUCGGUGAAUACCGACGUGGUCUUAGUCGGAAUCAGCAAAAAGCGUUCGACAAACUAGUCAAGGAAACAAUUCGACAGAAGGGUGUGGACGCCGGCCAUGUCGAUGUCAUCCGAUCGUUGCGUAACAUAAAAGAACCGAAACAAUUUUUCGGCGACGCAUACAAAGUGAACAAAGAGUUGAACAAGAACAACAUCCGAAUGUCACUGAAUGGCGACGGUGAAAUUCUAUUGAAUGAUGGAGUUGCCACAACUCCAACAGAACUUCGAAACAACUUAAAACAGCAAUCCAGCGAAAAUGUAUUCGCCAAUUUGCCAACGAUACCAGAUAGUCAUCCAGCAGCUGGUAAGAUUAGUUUCAACGAAAUGAGAAGUGUCGCGCCAUCAGUGACCAGAGACCAUGUUAUGCUGGUGGUAAAGGGACUGUUUCAAUUGGGCACAUUCAUCAAUGACAAGGAAGAUUUGGAGUCAUCAUUAAUCGACUUUGGCGAACGGGUCACCCUUUUCGUUUUCGAUUCGUUCGUUGAUUUUAUGAAAUCGUAUUUUGCUGAAAAUAGUCAACGAAUCGGUGGAUACUUAAAUGUGGCGAUACCAUUUGAGGAUGUGCUAUCAGUUGCGUUGAACAUUGUUCGGAAAUUAUGCGACGAUAACGGCGUCGAUUUGGAAAGUUAUAUGGAGCGGAUCGAUUGGAAUUUCCUUCGAUUGCAGAUCAACGAAUUUUAUGAAAAUUUGAGGGAUCGUCAGCGCAGACGCGGUGCACCAACCGAACGAUGCAAAAUCUGUUCGGGAUCGUACUAUGUUUAAUGCUAAAAUACUAAUCCACGCACCAAUUUUCCCCGCCCAAAACAAUCCCAAAACUCAGAUUAUAGAGUGCACAAAAUGAAAAAAAAAAAAAAAAUUUUGUUAGAUGAACAUAAUAAUCGGCUAACACUAAUUUAUCAUAAACAUAUCACGAUGUAAAUCAGUGCCUUAGGUUAUUGUUUUUUGCACACAUUAGCCAAAAAAUAAUAAAACGCCAAAUUUUAUUGAUAUAAGCCAAAAAAAAAUUGCAGAAGGUGAAAACACCGUAUAGUAGAAAAAUGAGCACAGCUCUGAACGAAAUUAUGUACCUAGAGAUAUUCAGAAGAAUAAAACGAAGAAAAAAGUUCCACUCACUUCGUAGAAGUAUGAGAAUUAUAUUUUUUAUUAGAUUUAGAUUAACCAAAAUACUAAUUGUUGUUCCAAUGUAAAGAAAAUGUCUUCGUGACAAUAAAAUAGCAAAUUCCAUUA
This is a messenger RNA of Bradysia coprophila, 2869 nucleotides long. RefSeq lists its product as uncharacterized. The record is from RefSeq and is a predicted model, not a curated record. Lineage: Eukaryota; Metazoa; Arthropoda; Insecta; Diptera; Sciaridae.